This is a messenger RNA of Pelagomonas calceolata, 624 nucleotides long. The record is from the annotation of a GenBank genome assembly. NCBI's taxonomy places the organism in Eukaryota, Pelagophyceae, Pelagomonadales, Pelagomonadaceae.
AGCUCAGCUCAUGCGGUCUGCGGUACCUACGGUACCUUUAGUACCUACGCAUACUACGCAUACCAUGUACUCCUAGACGGAAGAAAACAAGAUAUAUAUCUCCUCCUCCCCUGCAAAGACGACAUUCGAGGCAGCAUUGUUGAUUGGGACACGGCCGCCUCCAGCAGUCCGAAGAUGGCCUUCCUCGGUCUGACUUACCUCGGCCCGCAGGACUCGUUCCGAGUCAACAUGAAGAAGUCCGGGCUGCUCGCGGCGUUCAAGGACGACGAAUUUGCCUCGGCCUUCGACGCCGUCGCCGGCGACGCGCGCACGCUCGACGCCGUGCUUCAGUUGGUAUACCGCGGGCCGCCGCUAGAGUGCGACCGCGACCGCGUCCGCGCGCACCUGGACGACGACGCGCCGCUCACCAAGGACGCGCUCCUCGAGGCGGUGCGGAACGCGCGGGCGGACGAGCGGCGGUGGGAGGAUGAGCAGCGAGAUACGGUGGGUGACGGCUCGGAGUUCAAGUUGGUCAAGUUCUACCGCGAGCACAUCGCGCGGCACCAGCGCAUGAGCCGGGAACCCGCGUGGAAUCAACCAAUGAGUCAGGCUAUCUUAGGAAUGGUCAACGUCGCGUUGAUGGCG